Messenger RNA from Daphnia magna, 2087 nucleotides. Its product is annotated as coiled-coil domain-containing protein 112. The coding region runs from base 721 to 1914 and encodes 397 amino acids. The transcript has 5 exons. The record is from RefSeq and is a predicted model, not a curated record. NCBI's taxonomy places the organism in Eukaryota, Metazoa, Arthropoda, Branchiopoda, Diplostraca, Daphniidae.
CUAUGCUUUACCUAUCGUUCUAUAGCUGUAUCUUAAAACAAACCAGAACACGCCAGGUGGUGAAUGCAGCCUUCGACUUCUUUCGGUGGUACACAACUGGCAGCUUGUAUGUUUAUAUACGAGUUUCUUCUUUUUAAAAAAAGGCUGAUGUUAUCUCUCGGCUUCUAGAGAAGAUGAUGGUAAGAAUGAUAUUAGUAACCUAAAAAAAAAAACGUUUUUUACUGUACCGAACAUAGAAAAAUCCAAGAGACUAAAUCAUUUGUGCUGAUCUGAUAUGCAGAUAUCAUCAGAUUUCUUUCCGUUGGGGUUAGACAACAGGACAUGUGGGUUUCGUCGGUGCGGUUUGUGAUAUGUGUGUUUGGACACGAGACCGUUGAUGUUAUUAUUUUUGUCUUUUUUUUUUGGGGGAGGUUGUUGGUUCUCAGCAAACACCGUUACUAUAGCUACGCCAUCGACCCAACAAUAACAAAAUUCGGCGACGCGUUUCACUAGCCCAAAACUGGUCGAUGCGCCAGGUGGCUGGGCGUGGACAGUCGGAGUAAAAGAAUGAGGACGAAAACAAGGGACACCUAACUAGUGCUAGUGUGUUCCAGUCGGAUUAAUAACAUUUUUUUAAAAUCAUCCAGUUCUUUGAAUCAUUACCACCUGCAUUUGGUUAAUUCAACUGGUUUUUUUUUUUAUGUUUCCCUCAAUCACAUUCGUGGUCGGCCUAUAACUGGAAUGGAAGAUCUACGCUACGAAGGCUGGUCGAUUGGACGCCAAUUGAACGCCGUGUACGAAUCGUUGGAACAAAUUUGUGGCGUCCACGUCGCGGCCGUAGACAUCAGCCGGGACUGCGUUCGACCGACAUUGGUUAACGACGAAACAGAAGAGCAUCUGCAACAGCUGCUGGAAGGAUUACGCCAACAGGAAGGCCUCCUACGCCAGCAGAUUCGUGACCUCAUUGCCAAAUUGCCCAUCCGCACAAACGACGAGGCGGUGACCAAUGGAACAGCAGCGCCUGCGGCCGAAGCGCUCCGUCACUUCCUCGUCUCCAACGGUGGCGAAACGGGCGGAUGGGAUGCCCGAGAUCACGGCCUUUUCCUCCAGUGGCGUUCCAGAUUUAGAAACAAUCGACAGACGUUCGUCUCGGCCGUCUGUGACACGGUGCCAGGUAAGAAUCCAGCCCAGGUGGAAGCCCAUGAGAAAUGGUAUCAGAACUUGCAGAGGUUACGUCGUGAACAACGACAGGAACUGGACAAUUGGAAGCGCGAAAAAAGGCAAAUGGAGGAAGAAGAUCGGAAGCGAAUAGCGUCGCAUUUGCAACAGCAAGAAAGCGACGCCUGGGUGGCCGAAUGGCGUCGUCAACGAGAAUCGGUUCGUGAGCGACUCGAUCGCUGGAAGGAGACAAAGGCACGAAAAGCUGCUGAAGAUCCAGCAAUGACAGCCGAAGCGAUGGAAGAAGAGCGGAAAAAGGCGGAAGCGGAGCAAAAGCGCCGGAUGGAUCAACAGUACCAGAAACUAGUGGCCUAUUUAUGGCGGAUGGAGCAAGAAGCGGCCAAAGUAGCAAGCGAAACGGCUGAUGAUUACUUGGCUCGGCUGUUGCGGAAGCAGAAAUCACUGUCCAGCAACGGCAGCAAGAACGGCCAGCUGAUGGCCGAGCAAAGGCAACAACGCGACCGGGAAUGGCUAGAACAUCGACGUCGUCAGCUGUUGACUCGCCAACAACAACAGCCAUCAUCCAAAGUGGCUCCGCUCAGGAGGGCUGUCUCCGUUCCACGCGAUCCGCAGCGUCUCCUACGACCCACAUCCGCAUUUAUGGCCCGGCUUCUACCUGCCACUGAUGACGGUGUGUCAGGACGGCCCACCGACUCUUACAUCCUCAACGUUCAGUCCAAGACGGUGCCCAGUUGGCGACAGCUAUCAACGGGCUGAUGACGUCAUCACUGGAAAAUGGAAUGUCAAAAAAGACGGUCGUAAAACAUCCAACACCACCACCGCAGCUGACAUUUCUUUUUUUUUUAUCUAAAAUUUUUCCAAAUGAGAAGCGAUUCAAAUGCGUCAUGUUGUCGUCAAAGUAAAAAAAAAAAUGAUGUGUUUCUUUUGAA